AUGUCAACGGAGGAGCAGCCCACCACAUCCUCUGACAAGCCGGGCGGGCUUGCACACAAGCUGACAUCAGGGCUGAAUGAGCAGGUGCAGGAUGUGACGAGCUCCCUGUCCGCGAUCCUGGAUCAGGGCCUGGCAACUGCCUCCGAUGUGGUGCGGAGUAGUACUGCCGUGGCCACAAGUGAGGCCAAUAAAGCGGCUUCUCAGGCCAAGGACCUGUACUCCCAGGCUGAGCUGCAGUACAAGCAGGGAGAGGCUGCCGCAUUCGGCUACCUGAAAGAGGGCGUGCGAACGGUGGUGGACAACAAGGAGACGAGCAUCGCCAUGGCCAUCGGCGUGGCCGCCAUCGGUCUGCGCGGUCCGCGGCGUUUUCUGUGGCGGCACACACUGGGCCGGCUGCGCAGCGAGGAGGCGGUCUUCAAGUCGGCGGAGUUGCGCAGCGUCGUGCUGGCAGAGAAAGUGGAGGGCCAGGCGCUGGAACUGAAGAAGCUGCAGGAGCGGCUUGGUCUGGCUCAGGCAGAGUAUACCAGAGGCCUGAGCAAGCUGAAGGCCACCGCAUCAGAGCUCCAGUCGCUCUCCUCUCGCAUUGGGGGCACGCAGCAAACGGCCUCAGGCAUGUGGCAGGGUCUGGUGCAGGACCUGCGCUCACUGCCCAGCAAGCAUGCCCUCUCCCUGCGCUCAGAGGUUGCCCAGAAGCUGGCAGUGGCAGAGACGCAGCGCAAGGCUGUGGACAAACUGGUCCUGGGGCUGGCGAGGCAGGGCAUUUAA
Messenger RNA from Auxenochlorella protothecoides, 765 nucleotides. RefSeq lists its product as hypothetical. The coding region runs from base 1 to 765 and encodes 254 amino acids. The transcript is spliced from 6 exons. Lineage: Eukaryota; Viridiplantae; Chlorophyta; Trebouxiophyceae; Chlorellales; Chlorellaceae. The record is from RefSeq and is a predicted model, not a curated record.